AUGGAAAAUGAGGAGGAUCUUGAGGAUCCAUCUCAAGCCAGCGAUGCGCACACACAUAGUCAGAGCCAUCAUCAUCCUCAUCAUCACCAUCAUAGUCAGCAUAAACAUAAACAUAUGACCAAGCAGCAUAAAGAAAGAAAGAUGUCAAAUGCAUCGGCUUCGUCUUCACCUAUUCAGGACCGUCUACGUGGAGAUGGGCCACUACCUCAGCCUUUGAAUCCAUUGGUUGACUCCAGAAAUCUUCGCAGCAAGAUGCUUGCCACAGAUGAAGAUGGUGAAGAGGAUGAGUAUGCCGUUAAAUUUCAGGACAGAUAUGGAUCUUCGGUGUUUCCAGAGAGAGAGAGGUCCUCUAUGGAUAGGACUGCCACUUCUACCAAGGAAAGAAUUGCCUUGUCGCCUAGAAAACGGUCGAGAUCUGUCACCGAACAGGUUCGAAUGUUGAUAAGAUCCAAGGACGACUCGCAGAGAUAUAGCGGUAUUCUUUUACCUUCUAGGAACAGUCCUGGUAAUAGCAGUACCAUAUCACGCUCUGUAUCAAAUAAUGGAGUUACCAUUGUUGAUAACCCUCCAAUAGGACGUGUCACUUCAUCUGCAUCUAGUAGAUUGUCUAAGAACUCUCGUGGUUCUAGGUUCUCGGCCCAUUCAGAGGGCUCUCAUCGUAGAGACAGUAUGGAUAGCGAUGAUAGUGAUGUCGAUUCCCAUGGUUCUAGAGAUUCUCAGGAGACUGAAGAAGAUGUUUGUUUCCCUAUGGUUCCAAAACACAUCCGUGUGAGAGGUAUCGAUUUCGAUGAGGUGGAAGAAUUCAUAACCGAACAACGAUUAGAGAAUGAAGAGAUACUCAAGAGAGAGAUUGGCUUACGCUCACAAGCUUCUGGUGUUUCAACAAGUUCUGAAAAAUUAAGCACUGCUGCUUUGAAAUAUACUCCUAGGUUGAAAAAGCGGGGACGGACUGAACAACCGCCAGCCACAGAGAGUAUCGAUGAACAUACUAGCUCCAAUGAAAAGCUCAGCGAUGAAGGGGCAUCGAAUUCUUUGUCAUUCCAUGAAAUCAUGUCCAACAGCUCAAAAUUGUCAACAACUACCUCUGAGUCUCACCCAGAUUCCGAUGGAGUUCCUGACCGUUUCAGUUUCUUCAAUUCAGCUUGUGAAGAGACUAUUCAUGCACCAGAUAUUCCCUCUUUGGUUGUUCCAGGGAAGUCCGUGCGGUCCCUUUUCGAACCCCAAGACUCGAUUUGGUGGCUGGACUGUAUAUGUCCCACAGACGAUGAAAUGAAGAUGUUAGCUAAGGCUUUUGGUAUUCAUCCUUUGACUGCUGAAGAUAUCAGAAUGCAGGAAGCUCGUGAAAAGGUGGAACUUUUCCGCUCUUACUAUUUUGUCUGUUUCCAUACUUUUGAAACGGACAGUGAGAGUGAAGAUUUCCUUGAGCCUAUCAACGUGUACUUAGUUGUUUUCCGCCAAGGUAUGCUUACCUUCCAUUUUGCUCCGAUUACCAAUCCAGCUAAUGUGAGAAGAAGAGUUCGUCAGCUUCGUGAUUACGUGGACGUUUCUGCAGAUUGGCUUUGUUAUGCUAUGAUUGAUGAUAUCACCGAUGGUUUUGCUCCAGUUAUUCACACAAUCGAAUAUGAAGCUGAUGCCAUUGAGGAUUCUGUGUUUCUUUCUAGAAGUAACGAUUUUAGGGCCAUGAUAUUCCGAAUUGGUGAGUCGAGAAGGAAAGUGAUGACUCUAAUGAGAUUGCUCCAGGGCAAAGCUGAUGUCAUUAAGAUGUUUGCCAAACGAUGUCACGAGGAUAAAGGACCAUUGGCUGCACAAUCUGCGCAGCCAAGGGCUGAUAUUGCCCUAUAUCUCGGUGAUAUACAGGAUCAUAUCAUUACUAUGUUCCAGUCACUUCUAUCCUACGAGAAGAUCUUUACUCGGUCUCACUCCAAUUACUUGGCCCAGCUUCAAGUAGAAUCGUUUUAUUCGAACAAUCAGGUCACCGAUAUGUUAUCCAAAGUUACUAUGAUUGGAACUAUAUUGGUGCCAAUGAACUUGGUGACAGGUUUAUUUGGUAUGAAUGUCAGAGUUCCUGGCAAAGAUGGUUCCAACUAUGGAUGGUUUGGAGGCAUCCUAGGAUUCAUUAUUGUGAUGAUCGUGGUUUGUGGUCUGGCUGCUAACUGGUACAUGGAUCGUGCACAACGUAGAGAUAGUGGACUAGGUGGUAAUUCGCCCGGUAUGUCAAUAAGGACUUUUGGAUUUGGAAGGAGAACUAAGGAGGCGCAAAGAGAUCACACCAAUAGGUCGAUGGUCAGCUUGCCAAGUCGUUUUACUCGAUAUGGAGACUGGUCUUGA
This is a messenger RNA of Brettanomyces nanus, 2328 nucleotides long. RefSeq lists its product as uncharacterized. Gene Ontology annotation, biological process: intracellular magnesium ion homeostasis; magnesium ion transmembrane transport. The coding region runs from base 1 to 2328 and encodes 775 amino acids. The transcript has 2 exons. NCBI's taxonomy places the organism in Eukaryota, Fungi, Ascomycota, Pichiomycetes, Pichiales, Pichiaceae. Gene Ontology annotation, cellular component: plasma membrane. Gene Ontology annotation, molecular function: magnesium ion transmembrane transporter activity. The record is from RefSeq and is a predicted model, not a curated record.